AUGAUAAGAGGCGAACGCUUCGAGCUCGACCUGGGCUCAGACGAUGAGCAUGAUGCGGCUCAGCAUUCAGCGACACUGCCAGGCGCGUUUGUUGGCGACGUGUUGGAACGUCAGCCUGCCGCGCCUAAGCCACCCAGUCUGCCGUCGCUGAAGAGCAAAAGUGGCUUCCCAGAGCACAAAAAGCGCAACGUAGAGAGCAGGUUCAAGCAGCGAAAGGCCACCAAAAGUGUUGAUCAGACUACUGUUGUGUCAGGUCAGCCUGCAGUAGAAGCCUCCUCUGCCGCAUUUGCACCUGCUCAAAUAUCGGGCAGUCAUGCGAGUGGCAAAGCAAAAUCCUGGGAGGAAGAGGAGAAGGAGCGGAUAGACCAGGAGAAUCGUCAGAAGAUGGCGGAGAUGUCUGCUGACGAGAUUGAAGAAGAAAGGCGAGAACUUCUCAGCAGCCUGAGCCCGGAGCUGGUCCAAAAGUUGCUGCAAAGGUCCAAGAUUCAAAGCGCCCAGAACGCGCUGUUGAGGUCCAACGUCGAGAGCGGCAGCGAAGAAGUCGACCUUUCGAUUGUGACGGGACCAUCUGAGUCUGUGUCAACAGCACCAAUCAAAGACGACAAAGGCUCCGGUCCAGAACCUGAUUCAAGCCAUCGACAGCAAACAUCAACAUCCAACCCGAAGCCUGACGCCAAGCCAGCAAAGACAGCCAGAUUUGAAGAAGAACCAGAAGCAGAAGCAGAGGGUGACCACCCAUCCAAUGACCACAAUCAACACGACCACGCCACAACCUCAUCCCUGCCCCACGACACAGUCCACUUCCCACGCCCACCGCAACCACCAUCCCUCGACCCCUCUUCGGACACCUUCCUCUCAGACCUCCACCAGAAAUACUUCCCCUCCCUCCCCUCCGACCCCAGCAAACUCGAAUGGAUGCAGACCUCCUCCACCUCCGGCGAUCACGGCUCCUACGACCCCUCAGCCACCGCCUUCAGCGCAAAAGACAUCCGCUUCGACUUCCACGGCCGGCUCAUCCCACCCCGUGAAGCCGCCUCAAUCCCCGUAACGCAAGGUCUCCAUCACCAUGGCGAAGCCCCAGAUUCAGCGGGCUAUACCAUUGCCGAACUUGCGCAUCUCGCGCGCUCAAGUUACGCUGCGCAACGGAGUAUUGCGUUCCAGACGCUGGGGAGGGUGUUGUAUCGGUUGAGUAAAGGCGAGUUCGGCGAUUCGCCCGGUGCUGAGGCGGAAGUUGCGGGAGUUGAGAUUUUGCAGGGACAGCAGGAUGCUUUCAGCGAGCUGGCUAGAGGACUCUGGCAUGAGGUUGAGAGGCUGCAGGUCAUUCCGAUUUUGAUCAGUGAGAGUGAGGGGACCGGUGUGGAUGGUGGGAGGCAUGUUAGUGCUAAGGCUUAUGCUACGGAGGCAGUGUGGUUGUGGAGGAAAGGAGGGGGGAAGAGGAUGAAAGCUGCAUAG
Messenger RNA from Fulvia fulva, 1452 nucleotides. RefSeq names its product RNA polymerase II-associated protein RBA50. Gene Ontology annotation, biological process: transcription by RNA polymerase II. The transcript has a single exon. The coding region runs from base 1 to 1452 and encodes 483 amino acids. NCBI's taxonomy places the organism in Eukaryota, Fungi, Ascomycota, Dothideomycetes, Mycosphaerellales, Mycosphaerellaceae. The record is from RefSeq and is a predicted model, not a curated record. Gene Ontology annotation, cellular component: nucleus.